This is a messenger RNA of Stegodyphus dumicola, 1487 nucleotides long. RefSeq names its product transcription intermediary factor 1-alpha-like. Gene Ontology annotation, molecular function: protein binding; zinc ion binding. NCBI's taxonomy places the organism in Eukaryota, Metazoa, Arthropoda, Arachnida, Araneae, Eresidae. Gene Ontology annotation, cellular component: chromatin. The record is from RefSeq and is a predicted model, not a curated record.
UACUGAGUAAGAUAUAGAGAGAAAAAGUUUGAGUAAAACUGGGUAAUAAUCAAGUGUGCUCAAAGAUCUUUCAAUUCUAGGAUAGUGGCAACUUCUCCGUGCUCACAUUUUGCACAUUGGGGAUUGAGUUUGAGUAAAAUUGCUGAUUGGCUAUGUGUACCUUUCAGACUCUUUUGUAAUCAGUGCGUGAGACGACUUCCAUAACAAGCAAAUACUGUAGGUGUCAGUACAAUGAGCGAAAUGGAAGUCGAUCAAAACAGUGAAGAAAAUAUUACCGAAAGUGAAAAUCAAGGGGACAAUUCAAAUUCAACUCCCGGUUCUACCGAUCAAGUUACUGAAAGUGGCACAGCGUCAGAAUAUCCGGACUUAUGGCUAGAGUUUAAGUGUGUGUUUUGUAAUCAAGAUUUAAAGAAUAUGACUCAACCAAAACUUUUACCGUGUCUCCACACGGCUUGUCAUUCCUGCUUAACUACAGAAUCCAGUACUGGAUCAGAAGCAACAGCAUCUGGAAGAUGUAAAAAAGCUGCAAAGCAUGUGAAGGCAGGUAGAAAUAAAAGAAAUCUCAAACAUUCUGUUUCAGGUGUGAAACAGCUACUCUGCCCAACAUGUUCACAAGAAAUUAAUAUUGAUGAUACAGUUGAUCAUUUAUUUCUUGUUGAAUAUGCACAGAAUUCUGAGAAUUUGCCGGAGGAAAGCAGUUAUCCGUGUACAAGUUGUGAGGAAGGUGCUGAAGGUUCAGCAUUUUGUCAGGAUUGCCAGGAAUGGCUUUGUGAUACUUGUGUUAGUGCCCAUCACAGAGUCAGAGUUACUAAAGAUCAUAUAGUACGGCCUAAGGAAGAAAUGGAGGGAGAAACUGCUUUAAGAAAUCAAAAAUAUUUGUUCUGUCCAGUUCACUCUCAUGAACAAUUGAAGCUGUAUUGUGAAACCUGUGAUAAAUUAACAUGUAGAGACUGUCAGUUGUCAGAUCACAAAGAGCAUAAGUACCAGUUUUUGGCAAAGGCAUGUGAAGAAGAAAAAGGCUAUAUCACAGAACUUUUAGCAAAAAUAAAAGAGAAGCAAGGACAUAUAGAAAAUGCUAGUAGUAACUUGAAUAAAAGGCAUGAAGAAAUCAAGGAGAGAGAAAAAGUAGUGAUGCAAGAAAUAAAAACAUUUGCUGUUAAGUUAGUAUUUUAAAAUUCAAUUUUUCAUAUAUGAGUUAAAUUAAAAAAUAAUGAGUACUUAAUUUUGCAUUACUGAAUAUCAUUAGCAUUGCUUAAAAUAUUUAUAUUCUUAUUUUUUUUUAGUAAAAUAAAAUUGGAAUUUGUGAAAGGAUAUUAGAUUAAUAGUGAGUUUCUAUUUCUAACAGUAUAGAGACAUUUAUCUGUGUUAUAAAUUAAUUUUAUUUUUUCUUUUAAAUCUUAUAAAAAUAUUAUAUAUAUGAAUCAGUAUUCGUAUGGUCCUCAAAAGUCUUUAGGUUCCUUGGAAUCGAUUUUUGGUCCUUAAUUUUA